CGCCGAGAGGGCGGGGCCCACAGUUCGGUUGCGCUGUGGAGCGCAGCUGUGAGGGAGGCUCUUGUAUCUACUGCCCCGGAACCCGAGCUGGAGCUGAAGCGCAGGCUGCGGGAAGCCGAGUCGGCAGGCCUGACUGUUCGUUCCAGCAUGUCGGAGGGGGAGUCCCAGACAGUACUCAGCAGUGGCUCAGACCCAAAGGUAGAAUCUUCAUCCUCAGCAACUGGCCUGACGUCAGUGUCACCUCCCGUGACUUCCACAACCUCAGCUGCUUCCCCAGAGGAAGAAGAAGAAAGUGAAGAUGAGUCUGAGAUCUUGGAAGAGUCACCCUGUGGGCGUUGGCAGAAGAGGCGAGAAGAGGUGAAUCAGCGGAAUGUACCAGGUAUUGACAGUGCAUACCUGGCCAUGGAUACAGAGGAGGGCGUAGAGGUUGUGUGGAAUGAGGUACAAUUCUCUGAGCGCAAGAACUACAAGCUGCAGGAGGAAAAGGUCCGAGCUGUGUUUGAUAAUCUGAUUCAGUUGGAACAUCUCAACAUUGUUAAGUUUCACAAGUAUUGGGCUGACAUUAAAGAGAACAAGGCCAGGGUCAUUUUUAUCACAGAAUACAUGUCAUCUGGUAGUCUUAAGCAAUUUUUGAAGAAGACCAAAAAGAACCACAAGACUAUGAAUGAAAAGGCUUGGAAGCGCUGGUGCACACAAAUCCUCUCUGCUCUAAGCUACCUGCACUCCUGUGACCCCCCCAUCAUCCAUGGGAACCUGACCUGUGACACCAUCUUCAUCCAGCACAACGGACUCAUCAAGAUUGGCUCUGUGUUUCAUAGGAUUUUUGCUAAUGUGGCUCCUGACACUAUCAACAACCAUGUGAAGACUUGUCGGGAAGAGCAGAAGAAUCUACACUUCUUUGCACCAGAAUACGGAGAAGUCACUAAUGUGACAACGGCAGUAGACAUAUACUCCUUUGGCAUGUGUGCACUAGAGAUGGCAGUGCUGGAGAUUCAGGGCAACGGAGAGUCCUCAUAUGUGCCACAGGAAGCCAUCAGCAGUGCCAUCCAGCUUCUAGAAGACCCAUUGCAGAGGGAAUUCAUUCAAAAGUGCCUGCAGUCUGAGCCUGCUCGCAGACCAACAGCCAGAGAGCUUCUGUUCCACCCAGCACUGUUUGAAGUACCCUCACUGAAACUCCUUGCUGCCCACUGCAUUGUGGGACACCAACACAUGAUUCCAGAGAAUGCAUUGGAGGAGAUCACCAAAAACAUGGAUACCAGUGCUGUACUGGCCGAAAUCCCUGCAGGACCAGGAAGAGAACCAGUUCAGACUUUGUACUCUCAGUCACCAGCUCUGGAAUUGGAUAAAUUCCUCGAAGAUGUCAGGAAUGGGAUCUACCCCCUGACAGCCUUUGGGCUGCCUCGGCCCCAGCAGCCACAGCAGGAGGAGGUGACAUCACCUGUGGUGCCCCCCUCUGUCAAGACUCCAACACCUGAACCAGCUGAGGUGGAGACCCGCAAGGUGGUGCUGAUGCAGUGCAACAUUGAGUCAGUGGAGGAGGGCGUCAAACACCACCUAACGCUUCUGCUGAAGCUGGAGGACAAACUGAACCGGCACCUGAGCUGUGACCUGAUGCCAAAUGAGAACAUCCCUGAGUUGGCGGCUGAGCUGGUGCAGCUGGGCUUCAUUAGCGAGGCUGACCAGAGCCGGCUGACUUCUCUGCUAGAGGAGACCCUGAACAAGUUCAAUUUUGCCAGGAACAACACCCUCAACUCGGCCGCUGUCACAGUCUCCUCCUAGAGCUUACUGGGGCCAGGCCCUGACCUGAGCUGUGGCCGUCGCUGAGUGCGGCAGCCUUCCCGCCCCUUCCCCCCAGUCAGUAUUACCCUGUGAGGCCCCGCUCCUUUGUUAUCUAGGAGGGCUUUGGGGCGCCCUGGUUCUGAGCAUCACCCCACCCCUUCCCCUUCUCUUCCUCCCUCUGCACUUUGUUUACUUGUUUUGCACAGACGUGGGCCUGGGCCUCCUCAGCAGCCGCCUAGUUGGGGGCUAGUAGCUGAACCGCCGGCUCCUGCCCAGCCUGUGUGGAGUGGAGCCCACGGCGCCGGGGGAGCUGACUUCUACAAUCCCGCUGGGGCGGAGGGGGCGGGAGAAGGGUGGUGCUGCAGUGUGGCCCGGGGGGCCAUUCAGUUCGCCUCAGUUGCUGCUGUAAUAAAAGUCUACUUUUUGCUAAAA
This is a messenger RNA of Myotis brandtii (Brandt's bat), 2211 nucleotides long. RefSeq names its product nuclear receptor binding protein 1 (gene NRBP1). Gene Ontology annotation, biological process: protein phosphorylation; intracellular signal transduction; endoplasmic reticulum to Golgi vesicle-mediated transport. Gene Ontology annotation, molecular function: protein kinase activity; ATP binding. Lineage: Eukaryota; Metazoa; Chordata; Mammalia; Chiroptera; Vespertilionidae. The transcript is spliced from 19 exons. The record is from RefSeq and is a predicted model, not a curated record. Gene Ontology annotation, cellular component: endomembrane system; cytoplasm. Bases 148 to 1779 code for a protein of 543 amino acids.